GCCGCCGCCACUGUCGAGCUCCGCGGGGCCCCGAGUCCCAGCCGAGUGUCCUCGGAGCCGCCCGCCGCGCUCCCCGCGCCCCGCCGCGCUCCCCGAGCCGCCGCGCCUCCCGCUCGGCCUCCGUCCUCAGCCUUCCGCCCGCACCCGCCUUCACUCUGGAGCGGCCCGGGCAGCCGCAGCAGGGGCGGCGGCGGCGCAUCGAGGAGCUCUCCAGGUCGUCCCGGGAGAGGCUGCUGCAGUCCCGGGACAGGAUGUUUUCCAAGCUCACGUCCAUCCUGCAGCACGCCGUGGAGGCGCUUGCACCGUCUCUUCCAUUACAAGAAGAUUUUGUUUAUCAUUGGAAGGCAAUCACCCAUUACUACAUAGAAACUUCAGAUGAUAAAGCCCCUGUGACGGAUACGAACAUCCCGUCCCACCUGGAGCAGAUGUUGGACAUACUGGUGCAAGAGGAAAGUGAGCGGGAGUCUGGAGAGACGGGGCCAUGUAUGGAGUACCUGCUCCAUCACAAGAUCUUGGAAACACUGUACACCUUGGGGAAAGCCGACUGUCCUCCGGGGAUGAAGCAGCAGGUUUUACUGUUCUAUACCAAGCUUCUGGGAAGAAUCCGGCAGCCCCUGCUUCCGCACAUCAACGUUCACAGGCCGGUGCAGAAAUUAAUCCGACUGUGUGGCGAGGUGCUCGCCACACCGACGGAAAAUGAAGAGAUCCAGUUUCUCUGCAUCGUCUGCGCGAAGCUGAAACAGGAUCCCUACUUGGUCAACUUCUUUCUGGAGAACAAGUCCAAGUCGCUGGCUUCCAGAGGAACUCUGAGUGUCAUCUCAGCUGAUGUCCCCAAGAGUCAAGUUCCCAGGUCAGCAGACAGUAGCCAGUGCCACCAGCCGCAGGAUCUGCCCGGUGCUCCUGGGGUGGGGCACACGGAGCCAGAGGAAGAGCCCCCUCACCAGAUGGAUGAGCUGUCUGCAAGCUUGGAUGACCUCAAUGUCACCUCACUGCCAGAGGCCUCCGAGGGUCGGCCGAAGCAGGAUUACAACUUAGUGAAUUCUCUGUUGACCCUGACAAAGAGCCCUGACGGCCGGAUAGCCGUGAAAGCGUGUGAGGGCUUGAUGCUCCUGGUGAGCCUGCCGGAGCCUGCGGCUGCCAAGUGCCUCGCUCAGAGCACUUGCUUGAGCGAGCUGCUGACCGGCAGACUCGCCUCCCUGUACCAGGCCCUCCCUCAGUCAGUGGAUCCCUUGGAUAUUGAAACUGUGGAGGCAGUGAACUGGGGGUUGGACUCCUAUAGUCAUAAAGAGGACGCGUCAGCGUUCCCUGGGAAGCGAGCCUUAAUUUCAUUUCUUUCCUGGUUUGAUUAUUGUGAUCAACUCAUCAAGGAAGCACAAAAGACUGCUGCUGUUGCUCUCGCCAAAGCCAUCCAUGAAAGGUUCUUUAUCGGUGUCAUGGAGCCUCAGCUGAUGCAGACCUCCGAGAUGGGGAUCCUGACAUCGACGGCUCUGCUGCAUCGCAUUGUUCGACAAGUGACCUCGGACAUCCUGCUUCAGGAGAUGGUGGCCUUUAUCCUCGGAGAGCAGAGAGAGCCAGAAACGCUGUCAGAAAUUGGCAGGCAUCCCCUAAGACAUAGGUUAAUCGAGCAUUGCGAUCACAUAUCUGAUGAGAUUAGCAUCAUGACCCUGAGGAUGUUUGAGCAUCUUCUGCAGAAGCCCAAUGAGCACAUUCUUUACAACUUGGUCCUGAGAAACCUGGAGGAAAGGAACUAUACGGAAUACAGGCCUUUGUGCCCAGAAGAUAAGGAUGCAGUGGAGAAUGGGCUGGUGGCCGGAGCCGUAGAUCUGGAGGAAGAUCCAUUAUUUACUGACAUUUCACCAGAUAACAUUCUGCCAAACCAAGAGUGGAUCAGUUCACCCCAUGCCAGCCCAGACCACCCCAAAAAUGAUGGCAAGACGGAAGUCCAUAAAAUCGUCAACAGUUUCCUCUGUUUAGUACCAGAUGAAGCAAAGUCAUCCUACCAUGUCGAGGGCACUGGUUAUGACACCUACCUCAGAGAUGCUCACAGGCAGUUCCGAGACUACUGCGCUGUCUGUUUGCGAUGGGAGUGGCCCGGAGCCCCCAAACCACUGGAGAAGUGUGACUUAGAAGCAGCCUUCUUUGAAGGACAUUUUUUGAAAGUUUUAUUUGACAGAAUGGGAAGAAUUCUUGAUCAGCCGUAUGAUGUGAAUCUGCAGGUGACCUCAGUGUUGUCCAGGCUCUGCCUCUUUCCCCACCCCCACACCCAUGAGUACCUUCUGGACCCCUAUGUGAGCCUUGCCUCUGGCUGCAGAUCGCUCUUCUCUGUGAUCGUCAGGGUUGUUGGUGACCUGAUGGUGCGAAUUCAGCGUAUUCAAGACUUCACCCCCAAGCUUCUCCUAGUCAGAAAGCGACUACUCGGCUUGGAGCCUGAAGGCCAGAUUAUCGACCACAUCACCUUGCUAGAGGGUGUGAUUGUCUUAGAGGAGUUCUGCAAGGAGCUGGCAGCCAUUGCGUUUGUGAAGUACCAUGCUUCCGCCACACCGUGAGUGACAUCACCAUGAUCUCUGGGAACCUGCGUUAUGUGUACAUUUCAUCCAAGAAGACUCAGCUCCCCCCAGCCAUGAAAAGACAAAAACCUUGUCAAUGAAGUAGGAAUCUACUGCCUGACUGCUGCCGGUGAACAGUCCUGAUGUGGCUUCCCUGGCUCCGUCAUGAUUCUCUGUAUAAAUUGCACGUUGUUGAAACCCGGGAUGCAAUCAGAACUUGCGGAGAUAGCAUUUCCAGUGACCGAAAGCUGCAAAACUCCUGACGUUGGGACUUUGCUGCUACUUCUGUUAUUUUGACAUCUGACAGCAAAGCAUUUUGACAUUCUCUGAGACUUAAAUGCUUAUAUUCUUUUGUAUUAAUAAGCAGCAAAAAAUCACUAAUUUUAUAACUUUUUAAGGUUAAGAUUCUUAUCAUACAAAAUAUUUAAGAAAAUUGUAAAUGAGAAAGAAAUGUGGUUGAGGAGCCCUCAGAAGUCUCUCUAGGAGAUGAAACACAGAGAACAGCAUCAACUUCUUCAGUUUUUGUAAGAAAACAAUUUAAUAUGAUAAAGAAAGUAUUAAUUAAUAUAUAUUUUUAAAGAAAUGUUCUUUUACUCUUUUGUGCCACGUUCGUGUUGGUUUCCCUGUGUGGCUGUAGUUUACCCACACUCAGUUUGCAGCGGCGUUGGGCUCAUCCCCUCAUUGGUAGCGUCUGCUAAAAUAAUAUCUUGUAGAGCUACUUAAUACACACUGGGUUGAGACCUGCCCACUCCUUCUCUGAAAAUGGCUUUAUGAAAUUGUCUCGUAAUUGACUUUCUUAGUGGAGUGGGCGUGUCCAGGUGGGAGCUGACUGACACGUCUGAAGAGGCCGUCCGGGUGCCGAGGGCCUCUUACUGUUUACAUCUGCUUUCAUUUCGUUCCGUCUUUUGUCUUAAGAGAUUCUAAAGAGAUUUUUAAAAAGUCUUUCCGUGUUGAGUUCACACCUUAGAGGAUUUGAGGAGCCUGAGUGUGUCUGAGAGUGGCCUGGAUGCAGGAUGUGUAGGUGAGCCAAGUUGCAGGGCACAGCUGCGGGUCACGUGCUCAGCCUGUCUUUGCAGCCCCUCAGAUGUGGGGCUUCUGUGUUAAACGGCAGGUGCUUUCCUCUCUGCUGUCGGGAGGCUUGGCUCCAGAGGGUCCGCCUCCACCCCUCUGUGAUGUCACCAGAUGUGUGUGCAGGGCCACAGCCCCUGGCGUGUGCUCAGAGCUGCGUUUGACACUUGGCUCAGUCUAUUUGACUAGUUCACUUCUGUUGUAGUUCAGUUUCUGCUACUUAGAAACAAAACACUGACAGUGUGAAUAGCCUCCCUCAGGCUAGGGCAGUCAUCCUUGUCAAAACAAAACAACUAUGCAUUUCCAAUAGGAUGCAAAGUUCUUUGCUCAUUCAAGAACUCCUUUCUAACAACAGGAGACAGUGAUUCCCUGCGUGUUUUCCUUCUGUGGCUGUGAGUGAUGAGAAAUGGUUUUGUUGUAUUUAUUGACCAGUUUGUGCGAGAAUCACCGUAACACCUCCAUUUUUAAAUGUUGCUGCAGUCUACUUAGAUGAAGGUGUAUUAAAAAUAAGACAUUGAGAGGUAUCAGAUAUUUCUUAAUGCCUUCCUAGUGCUCAGUAGGUGUGGUAGUAAUGAGGUUACCUCCCAGACCAAAUACUUGUCCUUGACUUCCCUGCAGGACCUUAUUGCUCAUCCGCACAGAUGAGCUCAGUAAAGCUUUAACUAUAAUUUGUGUGUUUGCUGCUUCUGCGAAUAGUGUUUUCCUGAGUCACCGUAAUGACUUUGAUCUGUAACCAGCUAGGGUUGGUCGACUUCUUCUCUGUGUAAUUUCUUCUGCAUAUUUAAUUCAGACCUAGAGUCAGCACAAGUCAGAGAACUGAGUUGAUUUGUUAAGGAAACCAUAUGCCACAUCCCUAAGGCUUUUUCCCACAGUUCCAGAGACCUGGCUGUUUCCAGGAUUUCCACAGACCGGGUGCGUGGAAGUACCACCUUAGCCAAGUGGUUGCCAUGGUGAGUUCCGAACUGAACUCUACCUGCUCCGUGGUUGUAUAAAUAGGAAAUUGGUGUGCACAUUUUUUAUUUUCUAACUUUCUAGCAGCAGCCUUUGGGUUUAUUUUCAGCAACAAGCCAUUUUCACUUGACAAAAUCAGAUUUGUCGUUGCCAAUUUUUAUUACAGGGCUCACAUUAUAACUAUAAUGUUCUCAUACUGUAUCUGUGCAAUAUGAAGCUAUGGAUGGAUUCAUAGCUUUUUGGCUUACCUGUAUAUUACUGUGUUUGUACAUAAAUGUAUUUAAAUGUGUGUAUGUAUAUAUAUAUGUUUAUGGACCAUAUUUGGUCCAUAUGUGUAUAUGGACCAAAAUCCUUAGCUUGCUUACACUGUUGCUAGUGUAAGGAUUGUUACAUUUAAUUUUACAGGGCACAAAUUAUAGAAUGACUUUGUACUUUGAUGGUAAUGUCUCUAUAAGUUAUCACAUUACAGUUACCACUUAGUUUCUACGUUUACUGUGUAACAGAAGUCACAGUGAAAUGCUAAACCCACAAACUAUGUGGUAAUUGUACAUACUUGGAUUGUACAAUAAAGUAAAAUAUGCAUGUCAUCGUGACACUUGCUAUGUUAAGACAGAUAAUCCUACUUCUGGGCCCUGUAAAAUAUCAUCACUAAUACUCUGUUAGCCUCUGCCUUGUUUACAUUAAACAGGAUAUUUGAUACAUUUUUCUAUGAACAUCAUGUCGGUCACUGAUGGUGGUCACUGACGGAGAAGCUCUCAGAUGACUGUGUGCCUACCGUCCCUUCCUGGGAGGUGGAGAUCAGCUUUGGCUUUUGCGCUAACAGUGCAUGCAGGACUAAGAGGGAAAUCAAGAAAAUAAAUCAAUGUAAUUUAAGCAAAA
Messenger RNA from Arvicola amphibius (Eurasian water vole), 5444 nucleotides. It is a transcript of the gene Fhip2a, whose product is annotated as FHF complex subunit HOOK interacting protein 2A. Lineage: Eukaryota; Metazoa; Chordata; Mammalia; Rodentia; Cricetidae. The record is from RefSeq and is a predicted model, not a curated record. The transcript has 17 exons. The coding region runs from base 252 to 2546 and encodes 764 amino acids.